UACCACCAAUAUCUAUUGCUAGUAUACUCAAGGGUGUCUACGGAAUCGUUAAAGUUUAACCGCAAUGUACAGAAAGUGGUGUUUACUGCAUAAUUCAUACUUCAGCUCGGUGUCCCUUAGAAAUGAACGGAGGCUCCAGACAAACUGGAAGCACAGCCGGUUUACCUCCGUCCUGAGCCUGUCAAUAAGCUGUUUUAUCGCGGUCGAAGUUAUAACAACCCGAUUAGAACCGUCCAGUUUAGCCGGUUUGUACAAAUCUCAAUUCGUAUUUAAACGUUUAGCGCGUUUCUGUGAAACCGGGAACGCGCAUGCGCACUGGCAGGAGGCAGGCAGAUGCGGAUAUAAGGAUUGGCGCCGGCGCCACAGCUGAUGUACUCAUUCAUUCUUCACUAAGGAGCGGAGCCAUACAAUACAGUCAGCACCAUGUCCAGGCGCAGUGAUCGCAUCACUCUUCAAGCCAGAGAUCCAAAUAGCACCGUCACGCUGAGGAAAAGAAAGACUGAGUGUUCUAAGAAGAAACUACAACCCGCUGCCAAGAAACAAAGCUAUGAAAUACAAAAGUGUUGGUCAGAGGAUGGAGCGUCUCCAUGCAUUCUCAUAGAAACUCCCCACAAAGAGCUAAAACCAGCAAACCCGUCCAACUUCAAACAAUACACAUUCAAGAACCUCUUCAUCAAGGCUUCGCCCAUUCCUCAUCUCAGUUGGGCUAGUUCGGACGAUGUGUGGAUCAAAAUGCUUAACAAGGAGCUGAAGUACGUUCAUGACAAGAGCUACCUGGAGCGGCAUCCUAAACUGCAGCCCAAGAUGAGGGCAAUUCUCCUGGACUGGCUGCUUGAGGUGAGUGAGGUGUACAGCCUUCACAGACAGACAGCGUACCUUGCCCAGGACUACUUUGACCGCUUCAUGCUCACUCAGGAGAAUAUCAACAAAGACUACCUGCAACUCAUCGGCAUCACGGCGCUCUUCAUAGCCUCCAAGAUAGAGGAAAUCUACCCUCCUAAAACCUACGAGUUUGCCUAUGUCACAGACGGUGCCUGCGACCAGUGGGACAUCCAGCGCACAGAGCUUCAGAUAUUAAAGGCGUUAGACUGGAACCUUUGUCCUGAGACCCCCAUCUCCUGGUUGAAGCUGUACACUCAGGUUGAAGCCCAGAAAAAUGGAGUGAACUUCCUGGAGCCGCAGUUCUCCCAGGAAACCUACAUCCAGAUCACACAGCUGUUGGACUUGUGUAUGAUGGACAUCACCGCGCUCGACUAUAACUACAGCGUUCUUGCCGCAGCUGCCUUCUGCCACUUUUCCACCUUUGACGUUGUUCAUAAAGUCUCAGGUCUCACAUGGGAUAGUGUGUCUCAGUGUUAUCAGUGGAUGACUCCCUUCAUGGAAACACUGCGAUCUGAACCCAAACCUCAGCUCAAGAACUUCCCAAAAGUCAGAGCAGAUGACAGACACAAUAUCCAGACACACGUGGCCUAUCUGAACCUACUGAGAAUGGCUCAGGAGUGUAUGUUCUCUGAGAGUAACGCCGGUCAGCUAUCGCCUGUUGCCGCGGGACCAAUUCUGACACCACCCAGCAGCACAGAGAAGCCACCCAAUCCCUGACCAGGACAAAACCAGAGAGACGUGCUACCUCUCCUUAGUCCGAUAGGAGCCACUUGCUGAAUGAUGCACAAUUUUGGGCAAACUGACCUCAUGUAGCUUUGUGUGUGUGUGCGUGUGUUGUGUGGGUGUGUU
Molecule: messenger RNA, 1731 nt
Organism: Pundamilia nyererei
Lineage: Eukaryota; Metazoa; Chordata; Actinopteri; Cichliformes; Cichlidae
Gene: ccne2
Product: cyclin E2
Exons: 12
Coding region: 424-1599 (391 amino acids)
Source: RefSeq, a predicted model, not a curated record